AUGGCGGACUGGAAGAACUGGUUGCAACUGUACUCCACUGCAAAUCCCAUGCUGUAGUUCCUAUCGAGCUUCCUUUACUUCGAUCAGCCUUCUUGACGGACACGGCAGCGACUUCGGACGAACACGAUGCUGUCCCUCAUCCUCCUCGGCCUGCUGUCAUUUGCAGUCCUCGCUCUGUUGCUUAGAUUCGUUACUGCUGAAGGGGACUUCACUCUGAUGUCGAAGCGGCAUGUGAAGCGUGAAGAGAUCGAAGAUAAGGUUGUGUGGAUUACCGGGGCAAGUCGUGGAAUUGGCGAGAUUCUAGCAAAGCAACUAGCAACUCUGGGUGCAAAACUCAUACUCUCCGCUCGUAACCAAGCUGAGCUGGAGCGCGUCAAGAGCCGACUUACUGGUAAACAUGCACCUGACCAGGUGAAAAUCUUACCAUUGGACUUGGCUUCUGGAGAAGACUCUCUUAGGGAUGCUGUAGAGAAGGCAGUGUCACUUUUCCCUGAUUCCGGUGUUGAUAUCAUGAUUCAUAAUGCAGCUUUCGAGCGCCCUAAAACAACAGCCUUGGAUGUAACAGAAGAAGGCCUUAAGGCGACAUUCCACAUCAAUGUUCUGGGUACAAUUUCAUUGACUCGACUUUUGGGUCCCUAUAUGCUUAAGCGUGGGAGCGGUCAAUUUGUUGUGAUGAGUAGUGCUGCUGGAAAAACACCGGCACCUGGUCAAGCUGUAUAUUCAGCAUCAAAAUUUGCUCUGAACGGAUACUUUCAUACCUUGCGUUCGGAGCUCUGCCAAAAAGGGAUCAAGGUGACUGUUGUUUGUCCUGGACCAAUAGAGACGUCAACUGGAGCCACAGAUUCGGGAAAGAAGGGCUCACUUGAGAAGCGUUUAUCAUCUCAAAGGUGUGCGGAACUGACAAUAAUUGCUGCAUCCCAUGGCUUAAAGGAAGCUUGGAUAUCAUACCAGCCUGUGCUAGCUGUGAUGUAUCUGGUACAAUACAUGCCAUCUAUUGGCUUCUGGCUCAUGGACAAGAUCGGUAAGAACCGAGUCGAGGCUGCUGCAAAGAAGGGCAACACUUACUCUCUGGGCUUACUCUUUGGAAAUAAGAAGGCAGCUUGAACUGUGUGUAAGCACUGAACAACUUGCCUGUCCACUCUACGGUUUCAAGAGAUCUUCAUGUUGAUAGGACAAGUACAAGAAUAGUUCGUGUAUGUCAUAUUUUGCUUCGGUUUCAGAAGCGUUAAACACUCUGAACAGGAUAGUUAAACUGGUGUCUUAUAUUGAAUGAUUAUUCUUAAAGAAAAAGAAUCUCCAUUCACCGACGAA
This is a messenger RNA of Punica granatum (pomegranate), 1311 nucleotides long. NCBI's taxonomy places the organism in Eukaryota, Viridiplantae, Streptophyta, Magnoliopsida, Myrtales, Lythraceae. The record is from RefSeq and is a predicted model, not a curated record.